AUAACAAAGGUACAACAACAGUUAACAGUAGUUGUACGACAGUCUACAACAACAUAACAACAUCACUUGGCUGGUCUGGUCGUCUUGGUGUUCUCACUCAUCGAUUGCUUGCAUUAUUAACCCAAAAUUAACAUAUUUCACUCUGCCCCUGAGAUCCACUGACAUAUAAGGCUCCCUGGCCUCCACUCUGGUCUCCCACCCAGCCCAGCAGCCUCCCUUCCAUGGCCUAAAGCGACUCUUCUUAGUCUCUGCAGCUACCCAUCGAACCUUCUUUUUUUCUUUGCUGGCCCCAUAGCCACCUGACUGAUUUCCUGAACCAACCCAGUUACCAGAUUUUAACCAACAUUGCAGAAAAUGUAUUACAGAGGAUUUCAUUUGUAAUACAGGUACUCCUCACUUAACGACCUAGCUGUUCAACAACAGCUUGGACUUACGACCAGCUCUCUGACCAUUGUAUUCUCAUUCAUAAAGGAGGAAAACUACACUUGUAGUGUCAACACCCAGUGACACAAAGCACCCUGGUAUCAGAAACAACAUGGAUGGUGUUAGUACUCAAUGAAAUUCUCCAAAUCCUAUGAGCAGUGAAUGCAAAUUCAUUCAUAUUACUCAGGUUUACCACUCAUCUGAAUAACUAUGUGCAUUAUCUACAUCUAGCUCAUUGACCUUCACUUUAUCUAUGUUUUGGAAGGAGAUAUACUCUAUAAGUGAAACUAAAUUUAUUUGAAAAACCUCAGUUUCCAACUGUAAUUUUAUAUAAUAAAUUUUUCAUUUUAUUAAUAGUCAGUUUUUCUGUCUCUUAUUUUCUCAAUGUCUUUUCUUUUUCUUUAUUUAUGGUAAUUCUAAUUAAGAUAACUUGGGUUAGAUUAGGUUACAUAUACCUCUAAAAACUUUGUUUACCUUCAGAUAAGCAAAUUAGAAAAAUCACUGUAUACUACAUCUGGUAAUAAGGUGGCUGAGGGAAAAAUAGGAUCCAUUCAUAUCUGAACAUGUAUCAUUCCUGGCAGGAGAAUAAGCUGCAGUAUUAGCUCUUUGUAAGUGUGUAUGAGUAUUCCAAGUGUUAAAUAGAUAACAUUGCUGUUUGAAUGCACUUUGAAGUUUGCUGCUAGAGCUACACUUUGUAUCAUCUGUCUCAUCUGCCCUUCUGUACUAUUAUUAAGAGUCCUGCAUGAACUUAGAUAAAGUCCUGUGACUAGUAAUAUUUUCACCUUAAAAUUUUUAGGUUUUUACCCAUUGCUGUGUACAUAAUCAUUUAUAGAAUAUUUUUUUUAGGAAUUACAUUCAGAUUUAAUAUCAGAAAAUGAAAUUACUGGAAUAAUUAAUAAUUGGUUACCAUAGAUGUACAUGUUAUAUGACAAUAAUAAUUACUUAAUAUGUUAGAUGAUAAACUUUAACAGAAUUUAUUACAAUUAAGCUUAAAGAGAGCUCAGUUGUACAAUAAACUGCAUUAGUGAAUAAAACUGUUCAGAUUUAUUCACUAAUGAAAAGCUCUGGCAGACAGAAAACAGAUUUGAGGAUUAAGUAAAUUUACUGUGGUAAUAUAUGCAGAGUAUAUGCUAAGAAAAGUUCAUACUAGUAUUUCAGUAUUGUCAAUAGAAAUAUUUUAAUCAUAAGUACAUUUGAGAGUUCAUAUUAUAAAUACUAUUUUAAUAAUGCCUUUUCACAAUUUUUUUUCUAAUGUAGCUAAUGGAACUUUAGCCAGUAAAUGAAUUCCAGGAUACACAAGGCUGUGUGUAUAAGAAUAUAAUUGUUGUGAUUUGUUUCAAAACAUUAAUAAAAUUAAGUGCAAAUAUUUUGUUUAUCUAGGGAUUGAUAAUAAGUAAGUUUAUUCAGGUAUACAUAAAUACAGUUACAUAGAGUAUCACAUAUAGCAGCAUAUGUGCAGAGAACCUAGGGUAACGCAAAAAAGUCAGACAAAGUGACUUAUUUCCAGAAGAAAAAUACUGUCUUAUUCCUGUAUAACUACCUAGAGAUAAUUCCACUUGAUCUCUGAUCAAGAACUGUAUUUAUACUCAAAAUAUAAUCCUCUGUAGUAAUGCAAAUGAGUGUUGAUACAAAUGUGAAGCAUUAUCAGUGUACAGUGUGUCUUAAAGAUUUUUCCAGAAAAUCUGCCCUGGUAAUACAUAUGAGAAUUCACACUGGGGAGAAACCAUAUCAAUGUUCAAAGUGUUUGAAAUCCUUUUCAAGAAGUUCUGCCCUUGGAACACACAUGAAACUUCAUACUGGAGAGAAACCAUAUAAAUGUUCAGUGUGUCUAAAAGACUUUAAACAAAAAUACAAUUUAGAAGCACAUAUGAGAAUUCAUACUGGAGAGAAACCAUUUCAGUGUUCAGUGUGUCUAAAAGACUUUAAACAAAAAUAUAAUUUAGUAACACACAUGAGAAUUCAUACAGGAGAAAAACCAUAUCAGUGCUCAGUGUGUCUGAAAGACUUUACCCAAAAAAGUAAUUUAGCAACGCAUUCAAAAAUUCAUACUGGAGAAAAACCACAUCAGUGUUCAUUGUGUUUCAAAGCCUUUUCAGAAAAAGUCAGACUAAUAAAUCAUACAAGAGUUCAUACAGGGGAAAAACCAUAUCACUGUUCAGAGUGUCCAAAAAUCUUCUCACAAAAUAAAGAACUUGUUAGACACAUGAGAAUUCAUACAGUGUGUCUAAAAGACUUUAAACAAAAAUAUAAUUUAGUAACACACAUGAGAAUUCAUACAGGAGAAAAACCAUAUCAGUGCUCAGUGUGUCUGAAAGACUUUACCCAAAAAAGUAAUUUAGCAACGCAUUCAAAAAUUCAUACUGGAGAAAAACCACAUCAGUGUUCAUUGUGUUUCAAAGCCUUUUCAGAAAAAGUCAGACUAAUAAAUCAUACAAGAGUUCAUACAGGGGAAAAACCAUAUCACUGUUCAGAGUGUCCAAAAAUCUUCUCACAAAAUAAAGAACUUGUUAGACACAUGAGAAUUCAUACAGGUAAACAAUUAUAUCAGUGUUCUGAGUGCUUGAAAGACUUUUUACACAAGACUGACCUAGUUAGGCACAUCAGAAUUCAUACAGGAGAGAAACCAUAUCACUGUUCAGUAUGUCAAAAAGACUUUUCUGAAAAAGCAAAUCUUGUAAAACAUGCAAAACUUCAUACAGGAGAGAAACCACACCAUUGUUCGGUAUGUCUAAAAGAUUUCUCAGAAAAAGCAAACCUAAUAAAACAUGCAAGAACUCAUACAGGAGAGAAGCCAUAUCAGUGUUCAGAAUGCUUUAAAAACUUUACACAAAAGUCCUCCCUAGUAACACACAUGAGAAUUCACAAAGGAAAGACUCCAUGAUGCUUUUCACUCAGUUUAAAAGAUAAUUAUUAAGUGUCCUUUGUUAGCAUAUGUAAGGAGAACCUUAGUUAUAUUUAUUACAUUUAAAACAAACUUUCUAGUAACAAAAGAGAACUCGUAAGAGAAUCAAACCACUGUUUGUUGUAUUUAAAGAAAGGUAAUAAUCAGGAAUAUAACUUGUACGUUUGAAGAAUAGAGGCACUGUUAUGCUGUGCUCAGAAGAGUAAUCUAAAUUCUAGUUUGAUGUUAGAGAUUUCAUUCAGAGAAAAGCUGUGUGUUUUAAAAACUUUUUUCAUAGAUGAAAAAUACCUUUAUAAAUGCAUCUUCUUAGAGUAUAUAUAUAAACAUAUUUUUUUCUAACCAA
Molecule: messenger RNA, 3668 nt
Organism: Cherax quadricarinatus
Lineage: Eukaryota; Metazoa; Arthropoda; Malacostraca; Decapoda; Parastacidae
Source: RefSeq, a predicted model, not a curated record